GUCCUUUUUACACGCCAUCCAGUCCCAGCACCACACCACAUUAUCUUUUAUACUCUCUCUCUCUCACUCGCUGUUUCUUCUUCCAUAGCUACUCAAUGGCCGCUCUGCAAUCUCUUGCAUUCGCCUCCCCAGUUUCACAUUACUUCCAGCAACCGCGUUCUUUCCCGGGCUCGGUAUCUUGGGCUGUCCAUCGUUUUGCAAAGUCCGCAUUCAAUGGCCAAUCUUUGCACCUGUCCCAUCCACAGUUGGCUUCUGUUAGGCGGAAAACAGCAAGAUUUAUUACAAUGAUGGCCAAACCAACAAUUCAAUUUAUCCAAGGAACUGAUGAACAGACAAUACCAGAUGUAAGGCUAACCAAGUCAAGGGAUGGUACAAAUGGUGUGGCCAUUUUCACCUUUGAUCAGCCAUCUGUAUUUGACUCUUCUGGUGAACUUGGUGAUAUAACUGGCUUUUACAUGAUUGAUGAGGAAGGCGUUCUCCAAUCAGUUGAUGUUAGUGCUAAAUAUAUAAAUGGAAAACCAUCCCGAAUUGAGGCAAAAUAUGUCAUGCGUUCACCUCGGGAUUGGGACAGAUUCAUGAGAUUCAUGGAGCGAUAUGCUAAUGCAAAUGGCCUGCAAUUCGUCAAAAGUUGAGGCAAUGUAUAUCCAUUCCUUCUGUUUUGCACCUGUCACCUCAUUUGUUUUGUUUAAAUUAAUCAAGAAGACUUGAAGAUCUCGGUUAAUGUCCAUGUAGAUGCUUACAGCUACCAUAUUCCUCUUCUUUCUUAACAAAUUUUGCAGUUCACAGUGAUGCACAAUUUCCAUUCUCCUCCAUUAUUUAAAUGUACAAGUGAGACAGCACAUGUCAUAGAACUUGUUUCUUCCUACAUCAGUUCUCUUAUUUAAUGUAUAAGAAAGGUUCAAUAGCAGAUCAAUAUGGACUAUAGUUACUCAGCUGCAGCACUUCAUAUUUCGCUACUCUGCUAAUGGCACUUUCUGAACUUUUUUUUUCUUUUAUUAAUUAAGUAUUAGAGCUCUAAUAUAUUGCAUGUUUGCUUACUGCUGAUUGUACUCCAUGUUGUUUAUGUUACUAUUUUGUUUUAUUUAGUGGAUAAACAAAUUGAUGGCGUAGUUAGUUAA
Hevea brasiliensis (rubber tree) is the source of this 1118-nucleotide messenger RNA. RefSeq names its product photosystem II reaction center PSB28 protein, chloroplastic. The record is from RefSeq and is a predicted model, not a curated record. Gene Ontology annotation, cellular component: chloroplast thylakoid membrane; photosystem II oxygen evolving complex; photosystem II. The coding region runs from base 96 to 632 and encodes 178 amino acids. NCBI's taxonomy places the organism in Eukaryota, Viridiplantae, Streptophyta, Magnoliopsida, Malpighiales, Euphorbiaceae. Gene Ontology annotation, biological process: photosynthesis. The transcript has 2 exons.